Xenopus laevis (African clawed frog) is the source of this 2011-nucleotide messenger RNA. RefSeq names its product transmembrane protease serine 11C-like. The record is from RefSeq and is a predicted model, not a curated record. Lineage: Eukaryota; Metazoa; Chordata; Amphibia; Anura; Pipidae. The coding region runs from base 387 to 1160 and encodes 257 amino acids. The transcript is spliced from 6 exons.
CUCAGCUGCUUCACUCUCAGGUCCUGCUCUACCUGCCCCCUCAGUGUCUGUUUAGUCUAGGUCCCGCCUCACACGAUCGCUUAAUGGGCUCCCUCCUGUUCGCACAGUGCCUCUCUAUGUCUCUCCUUGUAUCGCUCCCCCUCCCUUUCACCCACCAUCUUAGCUUUCACUUUCAUGGUCCUCCGUGUCAGCUCCUUUAGCUCCCCUCCACAAUGCCAUUCCAGUCUCCCUCACUCAAUCUCCGGUAUUGCUCCGCCUCCAACCCUCAUUCCUCAUUUCCUUCCCUCGCCUUCCCCCUCCCCUGCAACUGACAUGACCUAGAGCAGGAUACAACGCCUAUUGGAAAAAACUGAUGGAAUUCAAAAACAGCUUCCACCAUAACCCCAAUGAGCACUGCCAGUAAGACCUCAGCACAGAACAUUUCAGCGUGUGGUAAAGGAGGUCCAUUAGCACUGACAGGCAAAAUAGUAGGAGGAACAAAUGCUGCUCUGGGCUCAUGGCCUUGGCAGGCUGCUCUGGUUUCAAACUAUUUAUGUGGUGCCUCCUUGAUCAGCAAUACCUGGCUUGUUACUGCGGCUCACUGCAUUGUCAAAAAUGAUCCAAAUUCAUAUACAGUUCGUUUAGGAACGCUUUACUGGUCUACAACAAUUAAUAGGCUUAAGCUUCAACAAAUUAUCGUCCAUGAGAAAUAUUCCUCUGCAGCAACGGGUUAUGACAUUGCACUUCUUAAACUGGUUACUCCAGUAACUUUCACAAGUUAUAUUCAACCAGUUUGUCUACCAGAGACAACCAGUAGUUUUCCUGACAAUUCAUCGUGCUACAUAACUGGAUGGGGGACACUAAAAUAUGGAGGGUCUGUAUCUGACAUUUUGCAAGAGGCACAAGUGGAAAUCAUAAACACAGAGUUGUGCAGCAGUUCUCUGAUGUAUGGAAGUACAAUAAAGCCAUCAAUGUUGUGUGCUGGUUAUGUGGAUGGGAAAAUUGAUUCUUGUCAGGGUGAUUCAGGAGGUCCUCUCGUUUCCCAAAACUCAAAUGACUCAUCAUGGUACCUGGUUGGAAUUGUUAGUUUUGGAGAUGGCUGUGCAAAAGCAUACAGGCCAGGGGUGUAUGCCAGAGUUACUUAUCUGCGUGACUGGAUUAAAGAGAAAACUGGUAUAUAGUAAAAUUGCAAAGUGUGAGUGAUAUGUGCUGUACCUGAAUGCUUAGCAUUGUCCUAAUUUAUAGAAAACUACAAUAUCAUAUUUAUUUGUUGUACUAUAAAACUUAAUAUUGUUAUAUUUUAAUACAUUUGUAUUAUUAUUUUGUCUCUGUACCUUUAUCCUGUUCAGAUGAGCAAAUAAAGGCACAGUUUGCUGUACAUAUUUGCCUCUCUGGAAAGACUAUAUGGAAAUUAGGAGGAUUCAGGAAAUAUUAAAUCUGAUUUACUGUAUGUGCAUUAUAUAGAGCAAAGCAGUACUGCAUGACAGAAAUUUUAAAUUACUUUUGUCUAAAUAUUGAUUUCUAGUUGUACAAUUAUUUAUUAAAACCAUUUAGAGAGAACCCUAACAAUUUGAAACUGUUUCAUCAAUUUUUGAAUUCACAAAAGUCCUACACUUAAGGAAUAUGAUAAGAGCAAUUACAUACGUUACUGUAAACAUUCUAAAAUGUGGUGUCUAAUGGCAGCUUCAUUCUUCCUCAUUUUGUUACAUGGAACAGUGUAUAUGAUACAAAUGUGGGAUUUACAAGAAAAUUUGAGGUGCAGUUAGUCCUUAUGUAAUAUGGAGCACCAUACUUUUUUUCAAUAAAAAAUACUGAAUGCCCAGAAAUGUUUCCUCCCCUUUCCUGCUUCUUGAGAUGUCACUGUCUAGAACUGAUAUGAGAGAACUAAUAUGAGAGAAAAAAUAGAAAGCAAAGGCUAGGCAGUGCUGUUUAACUAGAACCCUUUCAUUGAAGGAAAAAACAAAACCAACAUGUUUUCUCUCAGUUUGAAUUCAUAUGAUACAGCACAAGGCUCAAUAGACCAACUCAUAAA